This is a messenger RNA of Cyprinus carpio (common carp), 2050 nucleotides long. Its product is annotated as galanin receptor 2a-like. Gene Ontology annotation, molecular function: peptide binding; G protein-coupled receptor activity. Lineage: Eukaryota; Metazoa; Chordata; Actinopteri; Cypriniformes; Cyprinidae. The record is from RefSeq and is a predicted model, not a curated record. Gene Ontology annotation, biological process: neuropeptide signaling pathway. Gene Ontology annotation, cellular component: membrane.
AUGAAACGCGUACAGAGGAAACAUGAACACCUCGAGCUUUUACAGCACAUUCGGACGCUUCUUUCCAAACAACUUCUCUCUUUGGGAGCAUCUCCAGAAGAACUGGACUACUCGUGACCUGACGCCUUUCUCCAUCGACUUUCUGUUUGCGGGACAUGAACCGGACACUAUAGUUUUAAUGGUGAUGUACGUGAUCUCUUUCGUGACCGGACUGGUGGGGAAUAUCAUGGCUCUGUGGGUCCUGACGCGCCGCAGGAAUCGCUUAUCUGGAGCUUCAGCCACCAGGAGACUCCUGGUCAACCUGGCGGUGUGCGACAUGAUGGUGGUGUGUGUCUGCAUGCCGGUUAACUUAGGACAUCAGGUGUAUAACGCCUGGGUGUUUGGAGACUUUCUGUGUCGAGCUGUGCCGUUCGUUCAGGCGGUGUCAGUCUCUGCGAGCGUUCUGAGUCUGGCCGUGAUCAGUUUGAACAGAUACUACAGCGUCCACAGUCCACUCCACGCCAGGUCUUUCUUCACGGCCAGCAGAAUGAUAUGCAUGAUAGCUGUGGUGUGGGUAGUAUCUUCUGCGCUAUGUUUGCCGUUAUUUUUCAUGAACACAACUAAGACGCUUUCCCUUCUAGACGGGCUGCAUACAGUGACCGUGUGCGUGGAAAGCUGGUCUAAAGUCAAACUGCGCCAGGGUUACAACUUUUUACUCUUCUGCGCGUUGUAUGGAUUCCCGGUGGUCUUUAACCUAAUCAUUUGCUUCCUGACCGGUUGGAAAUUGAGUAGAGGAGGCACAGCAUCAGUAUCAGAUCCUAACCAGCUCGCGCUGACCUCUUCCACAUCGCGCCUGAAAACGCGCAAGAGGAUCGCCAAAAUGGUCUUUGCGCUCGUGCUGCUCUUCACCUUCUCCUGGCUGCCACUCUACGCCGUGGACAUCUGGAUCGAUUCCAACAUCCCCAGCUCUCCUGAUCGAAACGACGAACUGAGCAACGUUGAGCAUCAUUGGCUUCUCCAGAGCAGACCUUUUGCGCAAUGGCUGGGUCUCACCAACUCAUCCCUCAAUCCCCUCUGCUACUGCUUUGUUGGAAACUUGUACAGAUCUGCCAAAAGGUUUAGAGAAAGCUACAGAGAGAAGAUGUCAUCUGUCUUGAGCCUGACCAAUAAAUCUUCAAUGAGAAAUUCUGCGUCUAAAAUCCAGCCGCGCAACUCUGGCUCGUCCAGGAGAUUUGCGUCGGAAAGACGGAGCUACACUGUUUUCAAGCUGACCAGAAGUAAAAGCUUGUCUUCGACUACCGUGUGUGAGAGUAUUUGACUUGGGGAGCAUGACAGACAGACUGCAAACGAAAAAGGAAAUGUCAAUAUGAUGAUGCUUUCUAAUAACUUUCAUUGAUAAGUCAUUAUCAGACAUUAUAUGCUGCUUAAUAGAGUUGUACAUUUCAGUCUAAAUAUAUAUUUUUCAUUGUUUGUCUGAAUGCUACAGGAAACAAUAACAUCUAUUUUGCAUCUAUUUAUUAAUUGCAUUUUUUAUUAUUAAAUACAUUUUUUCAUUCAAAAUAUUUUCAGCAUAAUUUGAAUGAAAAGAUGAACUAAAAAAGAGUCCCUUUUUUUCAAUGUCGACUUUUAAUGCAAAAUUUAUUGAUCAAAGUUAUUAUAAAGUAUGUUAUUAGAACGUAAAAAAGUGAUUAUAAUGUAAAUUAUAUAUUUAUCUUGCCUAUUUUGUCGUUUUCUUUUGUUUUAGUUUCAGUUAAAUAGACGAAUACCAGAUUUGUAAGGAAAUCAGUUCAUAUGAGUGGAAAAUUGUGGUCCGGUUUAUGGGGACAAACCAAGAGUGUGUGGCUCAAGUCAAGAUUAAUGGUACCACUGAGAGGCUUUAGCCCUGAUAUGUGGUUGUCUGUUAUUCCCACCAACUCCUCCUCGGCAGAAAUCUGAAGACCUCUAAAUAAGAAAUAUUCCUACUGUUAUAAAUUUUGACUGUAUCACCGCACCACGUUUACAGUCUUUCUGAAAACUUAAGUCAUAAAAAAAUUACAAAUUCAGUGACAAAUUAGGGUUAUAUAUAUAUAUA